Messenger RNA from Archocentrus centrarchus (flier cichlid), 981 nucleotides. Its product is annotated as olfactory receptor 1-like. Gene Ontology annotation, biological process: G protein-coupled receptor signaling pathway. Gene Ontology annotation, molecular function: G protein-coupled receptor activity; olfactory receptor activity. The coding region runs from base 1 to 981 and encodes 326 amino acids. The record is from RefSeq and is a predicted model, not a curated record. The transcript has a single exon. Gene Ontology annotation, cellular component: plasma membrane. Lineage: Eukaryota; Metazoa; Chordata; Actinopteri; Cichliformes; Cichlidae.
AUGGGCUCAGAAGAAAAAGUCACCACUUUGUUUAAUACCACAUUUGUUCGCCCUGCAAAAUUUUACCUCAGUGGGUUUUCUAACAUUCCUAAUAUUGAUUAUUUCUUUGUCUUCCUGUGUUUUAUCUACAUCAUGACUGUUUUGGGGAAUGGCUUUCUUCUCUCAGUCAUUUGGCUGGUGAAGACUCUUCAUACUCCUAAAUACAUGAUUGUGUUCAACAUGGCUUUGACAGAUUUGUGUGGGAGCACAGCUCUCAUCCCCAAACUCUUAGACACAUUUCUGUUUGACAGAAGAUACAUCGUGUAUGAGGCUUGCUUAAGUUACAUGUUCUUUGUUUCAUUCUUUGGAGGUGUGCAGUCAUGGACACUUGUCACUAUGGCCUAUGACAGAUUUAUAGCCAUUUGUUUCCCUUUAAGGUACCACAGUAUGGUGACUAAAAAAGCUAUUGGGUCAAUGUUGAUGUUUGUAUGGUUGCUUAUAUUGAUCCUGAUGGGAUUACUUGUUGGGUUUCUUGAUCGCCUUUCUUUCUGUGGCUCUGUAGUGGUGAAAAGCUUUUUCUGUGAUCAUGGACCAGUGUAUCGUCUGGCCUGUAAUGAUACAACUUUAAAUAUUAUAUUGGCAAAUGUUGCUGUAAGUAUAGCUGCCUUUAUUCCUCUGAUUUUCAUAGUUUUGACCUAUGUUUGCAUUUCCAUAGCGCUCACCAGAAUUGCAUCAGGAGAGGAACGACUCAGAGCACUGAAAACUUGUACUUCUCACCUCAUCCUUGUUGCUAUUUUGUUUCUUCCAUUUGUGGCUACAAACGUAGCUGUAUGGGCCUCUGACAUCCAUCCUAAUGCCAGGAUCAUAAACUCAACAUUGACACACACCAUACCAGCUUUGCUCAAUCCUAUCAUAUAUGCUUUAAAGACUGAUGAAGUGAUAAAUGCAGUUAAGAAGCUUUUCAAAAGAAAUAAUAUUAACAGCACAGUCACAAAGUGGUAA